Molecule: messenger RNA, 528 nt
Organism: Ostreobium quekettii
Lineage: Eukaryota; Viridiplantae; Chlorophyta; Ulvophyceae; Bryopsidales; Ostreobiaceae
Source: the annotation of a GenBank genome assembly
AUGGUCCAAAACCCUAAAAAACGCCCUAAGGACAUCGACGACUUCCCUUUCCCGAGCCCGCCAGUUCGCCCCAUGGCCUCCUCCGGCGACGUCUGCAGCGGCGGCUGCCCCUGCGGCGCCGUGGAGGUGCGCAUCAGCGGCGUGCUGCCCCUGAUGCAGGGCUACUGCCACUGCACCAUCUGCCAGGACUAUCACUCCGCGCCCAUGUGCGCCGUGGUGGCCUUCCCGUGGGCGGGCCCGGACGACCGCAACGUGGAUUUUGUGAAAGGCAGGGACGGCAUGAAGACGUACAACAGGACUGCCGCGAUCGAUCGGUGCUUCUGCGGCUCGUGUGGGUCGCCGGUUGUGAAUUUUAACACCGCGGCGGGCUUCGCGAGUUUUUUUCCGCGGAUUUUGCAUGGGUGGAAGUUCGAAGGCCAGUCGCAUUUGUACUAUGGGGACCGCGCUGUGGACGUGAGGGACGGGCUGGUAAAGUACGUGGACCUGCCCAAGGAAUGGGGGGGCUCGGGCGAGGUGGUGGAGCAUUGA